Molecule: messenger RNA, 790 nt
Organism: Cajanus cajan (pigeon pea)
Lineage: Eukaryota; Viridiplantae; Streptophyta; Magnoliopsida; Fabales; Fabaceae
Product: paired amphipathic helix Sin3-like protein
Biological process (GO): negative regulation of transcription by RNA polymerase II
Cellular component (GO): chromatin; histone deacetylase complex
Molecular function (GO): transcription corepressor activity
Source: RefSeq, a predicted model, not a curated record
CAUUCGCUUGAUCUUCACAUAAAAUUUUAAUCUUAUUUUCCAAGUUUCUUUUUUUCGUCAAAUUGCUAGUUUUCCCUUCUCUGUAUUGUUUGAAUGGAACAUAGCAAUGGAAUUGGUGCUGGUGGCAGAACAACUAUUUCCAAGAAAUUGACUAUCAAAGAUGCUUUAUUAUAUUUGAAGGAAGUCAAAGACAUCUUUCAAGACCAAGAAGAAAAGUAUGAAAUGUUCCUUGGCAUCAUGAAAGAUUUCAAGGCUCGAAGGAUUGACACUAAUGGUGUUAUAGAAAGGGUGAAGGGGUUAUUCAAAGGGCAUAACAAUUUGAUUUUGGGAUUUAACACUUUCCUACCAAAGGGUUAUGAGAUAACAGUUGAUCAAGAUAGACAAUUUUUGGCUUAGGGAAUUUAUAACAUCUCCACCUUGUGAUGAUGUUCUUGAAAAGGUUGUAGAAGAUAGAAAGUUAUCAUUAAAAAGGCUAUCUAGAAGGGUGAUGGCCCAUGACCUAGAGUUAAAAGGGGCAAAAAAAAUAAUAAAAAGUUUGUAUAGUUAUCCAACAAUUUUUUGUAUGGUUUUAUGUUGUUUUCAUAAAUGGAUUGAAAGUUGUUGGGUUUCUUUUUUGACGUACUACAUUCAAAAGUUCAUGUUAAAAUGAAUUUUCAACUCAUUGUGUAACAUAUCAAUAUGCAAUGAACCUAUGUGAAUCUUAGCUACUGAUUUCCUUAAGCAAAACUUCACAUUUCCUUCACUUUCUUUGUGUAAACUUGAAGAUUGUGGUUUUGCUUUUAACAUUAAU